GUGGAGACGGAACGGGAGCUGGGCCGGGCGCUGGACAACAAGGUGCUGCUGCUCUACUUCGGCUCCGGGCAGUGCCCGCGGUGCCGGCGGUUCUCCCCGCUCCUCAAGGACUUUUUCCUCCGGCUGACCGACCAGUUUUACGUGGAACGAGCUUCGCAGCUGGUCCUGGUGUACGUGUCCCGCGACGAGACGGAGGAGCAGCAGAGCGCGUUCCUGAGGACCAUGCCGAAACGCUGGCUGGCCGGGCCUUUCGGGGGCGGCCUCAAAAGGGAGCUGGAGCUGCGGUUUGCCGUGGCCGAGGUGCCGGCGGUGGUGGUGCUGAAGCCGAACGGGGAGGUAAUCGUUGGAAACGCCGUGGAAGAGAUCCGGCGCGCGGGCCCCGCUUGCUUCCGAAAUUGGCAGGAGGCUGCCGAGCUGGUAGAUCGGAAUUUUCUCUUGGCAGAGGAUUUUGAGGACUGGAGCAGGAGAAGCAUCACCGACCCCAUCCGCCGCCUCAAGUACAAGCUGGACAAGAAGACGGAGGCGAAGAACGAGGAAAGGAAAGAGGAAGGCGAAGAGUCUGCUUAG
This is a messenger RNA of Balearica regulorum gibbericeps (East African grey crowned-crane), 567 nucleotides long. NCBI's taxonomy places the organism in Eukaryota, Metazoa, Chordata, Aves, Gruiformes, Gruidae. The record is from RefSeq and is a predicted model, not a curated record.